AUGCUAUUCAAUCGGAAGUUAAUGGUAGGUUUGAUAACUUCGCUAUUGCUUUCAAAUGUCACUUUCGCGUGUAACUCAAAUUCAUGUUCUCCUAACUCUGAACCAACAAAGGGCUUUAAUGUAAAAUGGUUUUCAUACGAAUUAAAUGACUGUGAAACUUAUAAAGAUGAAGAAUAUAUGUGUAGUGGCUAUUUAGAAAAAACACCAUAUCAUUCAAAAUGUGGUGUUAAUACCGUUAAUUUUAAAACUGGGUUCCCAUGUAACUAUAACCAAGAAAAUGAUGAAGAAAAUUUUAUUUGUGAGUGUGGUUGUAGUGGCGAAAACACUGGUUGGACUUGUCCAUGUGCCCCUAGUACUGUCUCAGAUGAUCAUACAUGUUAUAAUUCGCAAAAAGAGGUUUUUAAUGCAUCUUAUGUUUAUGAAUAUGAAACAAGCGUUACUAAUUUUACUAUGGAAUUAACUGGUUAUUUUAAAGCUCCUGAAGCUGGUUCUUUCACAUUCAAUUUAGGGGAAACUGAUGGUUCCACUGCUGUAUUUUUUGGCAAAAACGCCUUUCAGUGUUGUUCACAAGACGAGGUCUCCGUUGAAAAUCCCGAAAUAUUCUUGAAUGGCAUUAAAGAUCACGAAAAUAGUUGUAAUGAAAAGUCCAUAGAAUUAGACGAAGGCUUAUAUUAUCCAAUAAGGAUUACAUUUGCUAAUGCAUAUGCUUAUUCCAGUCUGGUAUUUUCUGCUACAUUACCAUGUGGGAAAGUUAUCCAGGAUUUUACUGAAUACAUAUUUACCUUUGAACAAGAAGAUGAACACUGUCCUGCAUCAACCACUUCUAGUAUUUUUACAAGUGGAAUAUCCGCCUCUUCAUCCAUUUUAACAACACCAACAAUUGAUAGCACUACCACUACUACAAAUGGAUGGACCGGGUCUUAUGUUUCUACAUAUUCCACCAAGGUAAGUGUUUCCACAAGUGAACUGUAUCCAUUGAGUACAACGAUUGUAACACAUUGGACUGGUUCAUAUGUUUCCACAUAUUCCACAGAUGUAAUCGUAUUUACUGGUACUGAUGGUGUUCCAACUACUUACACUACUAUCUAUGUAGAAACACCAGAUAUCGAUGUUACCACCACAACCACUACUGGAUGGACUGGUUCAUAUGCCUCCACAUACUUUACCGAUGUUUUGACUGUUACUGGCACCAAUGGCAUUGUCACCACAUCCAGUAUCAUCUAUGUGGAAACACCUGAAGUAUCUAGUACCGAGGGCUCUAGCUUAUAUGGUUCCAGUUCCAGUGCUAGUUCCAGUUCUAUUGGAUCUUCAUCGAAUGUUGUACCUGUUAGUGUUUCUACUGGGGGAUCUGCAUAUGCAACCACCACCACAACUACCACUGGAUGGACUGGGUCUUAUGUUUCCACAUAUUCAACAGAAGUUAUCACAAGCACUAACGAACACAGUUUUGAGUACACCAGCACUAUUACACACUGGAGUAGCUCUUAUAUUUCUAGCGAGAUUGUUAAAACCUCUACUAUUACAUCUGCAAUUCCACAAGGCAGUACUGUUGCAGCUGCUAGCAUAAUUUUUCAAAGUUCCGGUGUUACUAAUACCGAGAAUAUUGCCACUACAUCUGGUACUCUAUAUGUUGAAACACCAGUUAUAUCUAGUAGCGAGGGUAUUAAAUUAUCUUCUUUUAGUACACUAUCUUCAUCGAUAACUGUUUUGGCUCCAACUUCAUUGCCCGGUAUUUCUAGUAAUAUAUAUCAUUUUAGUACAUCUGAGGAAGGUGUUAAUUCUGUUUUUGUUAGCAAUAACGUUAUGCAAUACUCUUACCCAGAUGUUAUUGCAACUGCAUCUGAAAGUUCUUAUUCUAGUGACACUUUAGGCUCAAAAGUACUAAAUGCUGAAACUUUUACUGCUCCCGUCCAACCUUCUUCAGUCUACUCAUUAUCAACUAAUUUUAUUUCUUGUUCCGAGGGGUCAUUUGGUCAAUUAUCAAAGACUUCUACCCCAAACGUUGCUACUGCUUCUAUUGCUAAGAGUUUUAACGAAUGGACAGAAACAUAUAGUUUUAUCCAUUCUACUUCAAUGAAUACUAUUUAUGGACAAGAUGUUAGUGUUUCAGAAGUUCCAAACAUUGGCACUGAAAUGCAAACCAGACCUAGCAAUACCGACACUAGUAUUAAGACUUUUGCUACUAAUACUGCUACAACUGUCAAUCAACAAAUUAAUAUUGAUGAAUCAGAAAGUGCUUCCUCACUUACUACCACCUUAUCUAUUUCGACGUUGAGAACUAAUACUUUUGGGAAUAAUAGUAUUACGACUACUGUUGUUCCACAAGUUAGUACCAACGGCGGCAACAAUGAACUUGAUGCAACUUCCAUUAGUACUGGUAGUGUUUCUAGUGGCACAAAUACAAUUAUUGCUACAUAUUUUGCUAAUGGGACUUCUUCAUCAUUUAGAAAGUUCCCAAUUACCGCUUUAUUAGCUACAUUUUUAGUUAGUGUCUUGGCUCUCUUUUAG
Molecule: messenger RNA, 2508 nt
Organism: Saccharomycodes ludwigii
Lineage: Eukaryota; Fungi; Ascomycota; Saccharomycetes; Saccharomycodales; Saccharomycodaceae
Exons: 3
Coding region: 1-2508 (835 amino acids)
Biological process (GO): flocculation
Source: RefSeq, a predicted model, not a curated record